Molecule: messenger RNA, 1224 nt
Organism: Rhineura floridana
Lineage: Eukaryota; Metazoa; Chordata; Lepidosauria; Squamata; Rhineuridae
Product: vomeronasal type-2 receptor 26-like
Exons: 3
Coding region: 1-1224 (407 amino acids)
Biological process (GO): G protein-coupled receptor signaling pathway
Cellular component (GO): membrane
Molecular function (GO): G protein-coupled receptor activity
Source: RefSeq, a predicted model, not a curated record
AUGGACAGAGUGCAUUUGGAUGAGAAUGGGGAGCUGGCAGCCAACCUAGACAUUGUGAACUGGGUAAAGUUUCCUAAUGCGUCCAUCGUCAGAGUGAAGUUUGGGUCUAUCUAUAGACGGGAAUAUCCAGGCCUAGAGUUCACCAUUGAUCAGGAUGCCAUUGUUUGGCCCAAAUGGCUCAACCAGACCCUGCCUCCUUCCAGGUGUGUGGAAAGCUGCCGCCCAGGAUUCGUCAAGGUGGUUCAGGAAGGAAAGCCCCUUUGCUGCUAUGACUGCAUUCCCUGCCCGGAAGGGACCAUCUCCACUCGAGAAGAUGCAGAGUGUUGCACCAGGUGUCCAGAAGAUCAACAUCCAAACAAGGACCGAGAUCAGUGUAUCUCCAAAAUUAUCACCUUCCUGUCCCAUGAAGAACCUUUGGGAAUCCUCCUGUCUUCCUUUGCCCUACUCUUGGCCUUAACUACAGGCAUUGUGUUAGGAAUUUUUAUUAAAUAUCUUGACACUCCAAUAGUCAAGGUCAACAAUCGGGACCUCUCCUACAUCCUCCUUGUCUCCCUCCUGCUUUCCUUUUUGUCCUCCUUCCUCUUCAUUGGCCGACCAAGGAAAGAGACCUGUCUUCUCCGACACAUGGCCUUCAGCAUCAUCUUCUCAGUUGCUGUCUCUUCUGUCUUGGCAAAGACCAUCACUGUGGUGCUGGCCUUUCUGGCCACAAAGCCAGGGAACAAGGUGAAGAGAUGGCUGGGGAAGCAUCUGACCAACUCCAUUGUCAUUUCCUGUUCCAGUGUCCAAGUUGUCAUCUGCAGCAUCUGGCUGGGUGUCUCUCCCCCAUUCCCGGACUCUGGCAUGCAUUCCCAGUCUGGAGAGAUCAUCCUGCAAUGCAACGAAGGGUCCAUUGCCAUGUUUUAUGGUUCCCUUGGCUACAUGGGCUUCCUGGCUGCCAUCUGCUUCACGGUGGCUUUCCUUGCCAGGAAGCUGCCUGGGGCCUUCAAUGAAGCCAAGCUGAUCACCUUCAGCAUGCUGGUCUUCUGCAGUGUUUGGGUCUCCUUUGUGCCCACCUACCUGAGCACAAAGGGGAAAUACAUGGUAGCCGUGCAGGUCUUCUCCAUCUUGGCUUCCAGUGCUGGCCUUCUGGGCUGCAUCUUCAUUCCCAAGUGCUACAUUAUUGUAUUGAGACCUGAUCUAAAUACGAAGUCAUAUUUAACAACAAAAACAAAAGUAGAAAUAUAA